AAUAAAGUAAACAACCAGCAUAUAUGGCUACAUCUCACUUUUGGGGCAUGCUUGCCUUUGAGGAUGAACAAGAAGAGAAGGAAUCAAGGACUUAUUCCUUCUCUUCUUCAUCUCCUCUCUCAUCUCUUUCUCCUUACUUUGCUAAUCUUGACCAUGUCCUCAUGGACUCUCCUCCCCCUCUUUUUAUCCAACAAGAAAUCAAGGAGGAUGACAUGUACCAAAAUAUUCAAAGAGACUUGCAGUCUUUCCAACAGUACCCCAUGGAACAAGCUUCCCAAGAAAACCAGUUAUUGAAGAGCUAUCAAGAACCAGAAGAAUUGAAUGAUAUUAUAGAAGCAUCUCAUGCUGAUCAACAGAUGGGAGCCAUUGAUGGAUAUAAGUGGAGAAAGUAUGGGCAGAAGGCAGUGAAGGGAAGUGAAAACCCAAGGAGUUAUUACAAAUGCACACAUCCAAACUGUCCCACAAAGAAAAAGGUGGAGAGAUCCUCAGCUGGGCAUGUCACUGAGAUUGUCUACAGUGGAGUUCACAACCACCCAAAGCCUUCUCAAUCCACUAGAGGGUUUAUGGAUUCAAUUGGCAACCCUGAAGCCUCUUCAGCUUCUUUUGCUGAUGAUGAUUUUGAUGAAAAUGAGCCUGAUGCCAAGAGAUGGAAGAAUGAAGUUCAGAAUGGAGAGGUAUCAGGAAACAAGAUGGUGAAGGAGCCUAGAGUGGUGGUUCAGACAACAAGCAGUGUUGAUCUCCUUGACGACGGUUAUCGGUGGAGAAAGUAUGGGCAGAAGGCAGUGAAAGGGAAUUCCAAUCCAAGGAGUUACUACAAAUGCACUAGUGAUGGUUGUUCAGUGAGGAAGCAUGUGGAGAGGGCCUCUGAUGAUAUAAAGUCAGUGAUUACUACCUAUGAAGGCAAGCACAACCAUGAUGUUCCUCUUGCUCGUGGCUGUGGAGGCCAUUCAUUGAACAACAAUAACAACAACAACAACAACAACAACAAGGACAUGAGCAACAUUAAUAACAACAUAAAUAACAUUUCUAUGGCUUUUAAACCUUCAAACCAGAGCCAGCAAGGACCCUCUUGGUAUGAGAGUUCAAUGGCUUUUUACAUGAACCAACAGCAACAACUAACAACACAAACUGGGAGUGGUUCCAAUUCCAACGCAAAGGAAGAGCCAAUUGAGGAGGAUGCCUUAAUUUCUUAUGUUCCAUUCAUUGGUUAAAUUUUGCGUCAACUACAUCUGUAUUAAUUUAAUUAAUUAAAUUUGUUCAGUUGUUUGAGUCUCAUUUGAAC
Dioscorea cayenensis subsp. rotundata (Guinea yam) is the source of this 1282-nucleotide messenger RNA. RefSeq names its product probable WRKY transcription factor 2. Bases 24 to 1211 code for a protein of 395 amino acids. The transcript is spliced from 5 exons. Lineage: Eukaryota; Viridiplantae; Streptophyta; Magnoliopsida; Dioscoreales; Dioscoreaceae. Gene Ontology annotation, molecular function: sequence-specific DNA binding; DNA-binding transcription factor activity. The record is from RefSeq and is a predicted model, not a curated record. Gene Ontology annotation, biological process: regulation of DNA-templated transcription.